Molecule: messenger RNA, 2214 nt
Organism: Meyerozyma guilliermondii ATCC 6260
Lineage: Eukaryota; Fungi; Ascomycota; Pichiomycetes; Serinales; Debaryomycetaceae
Gene: ROD1
Product: Rod1p
Exons: 1
Coding region: 1-2214 (737 amino acids)
Biological process (GO): ubiquitin-dependent endocytosis
Cellular component (GO): plasma membrane; cytosol; cytoplasm
Molecular function (GO): ubiquitin protein ligase binding; protein-macromolecule adaptor activity
Source: RefSeq, a predicted model, not a curated record
AUGCCGAAAAAGUCUGGUGGCGGCUCCAAACUGGCGGUCUUAUUCGAUAUCCGCCUCUACAACUUGGAUCAUGACGUCUUGGUGGUAAAAGGUACCCAACAGGAAGCAGCUUCUUCCCUUCUUUCGGGUCGGAUUGUUUUGUCAAUAAACGAACCUUUGACGAUUCGAAGGUUGGGACUCCGUCUUUAUGCCACGCUUCGUUUGAACUGGACAGAAACCAUCCAAGCAGGCAAAACUGCCAUGCCCAAAAAUCACCGGUUUGACAAGAAAAUAUUUGAGCAUGUUUGGGAUGCCAACGAGUUCAACACACAUUUAUCAGAAAUGGCAGAAUUAUCUCGAGAGCACUCGGCCGAAAACCUUCGAGGAUCUCGACUCUCGUCCAAACGCAACAAGUCAUCUUCGAGUCUUCUGCUUUCUUCGCCUCAUGGCUCUUUCAGUAACCUAACCAGUCUCAACUCCAGCUCGCGUGGCGGCCGCAGUCACGUUCUUUCCACGGGAAACUACGAGAUCCCAUUCAGUGCCGUGCUUCCUGGAAGCAUGCCCGAAUCCGUAGAGGGACUUCCUGGCGGAUCUAUCAUCUACAAGCUCGAGGCAUCUAUUGAUCGCGGCAAGUUCCACCAGCCGUUGGUCACGAAAAAGCACAUCAGAGUGGUACGCACGUUGACGACCGAUGCAGUGGAGCUCUCGGAAACGGUGGCAGUGGAUAAUACCUGGCCUCAAAAGGUGGAAUAUUCGUUGAAUGUGCCCUCAAAGGCAAUUGCUAUAGGCUCUGGAACUCCGGUGAGCAUGAUGAUGGUUCCACUUCUCAAGGGCCUCGGUCUCGGAGACAUCAAGAUCCAGCUAGUGGAAUACUACUCUUACGUUGGUAUCAUCCCACCGGUACAUAACGGUGAACGUGUGGUCAGUGAAAACUUCAUUCCUAGGCCAACUGAAGAAGAGGCAGAAUAUCAGUUGGAUAAAUGGGAAGUGGAAUCGUUUAUUCGGGUUCCAGCUACCCUCUCCAAGUGUACCCAAGACUGUGAAAUCCAGAAUUACAUGAAGGUGCGCCAUAAACUCAAGUUCGUUAUAGGGUUGGUGAAUCCCGAUGGCCACGUUUCGGAACUUAGGGCGUCAUUGCCCGUGCAGUUAUUUAUCCUGCCCUUCAUCUCUGUGCGUGCCAAGCCUGAUGAACUAGACGAAGACUGCCAAGAUUCAGACGACGAAGAGUUGUUCACGACAGAAAGAUCCAGUUACACAAGCUUGAACGAAUUAGGCGGACAAGACUCGGCAAAUGUUUCGCACGAAAACUCGUACACAUCAUUAACAGGACUCAUGGCUCCGCCGCUAUACGAAAAACACAUCUACGAUCGUCUUUGGUCCGAAGUGCUGCCCAUUGAGUCACCACUUUCGUCAGGGUCAGCCACCCCUCGCGGCCCACCACCUGACGCCGACAUCGGUCAGUUUUCAAUGUCUCCCUUGGAUUCGGCACAGUUGAACGAGAACCUCCGACUUCUCAGCUUACAGCGUCAAAAUGACGAAGAUUCCAGUCGUCCUCCAUCGGCCGCAGGAACACCAGGCGGAAGAGCUACGUUCAAUCUCGGAGGUGAGCCCAGUGGUGGCCAGGAAGGCGAUUACUUGACUAGAGGAAGACCCAUACCCAUCAGAUCGUUAUCGCAAAAUUCGCAACUCUCGCCAACCUAUUCGCUUCCUCAUGGCCAGUCGCUCUCACCGCUCGUCAGUCCUGGACUUCUGUCUCCUCCAGCACAUCUUUCUCGAGUCGCAUCUGCUGCCUCAUCGCUAGAUGCCAGAAGCCUUACGAGGCUUCCUACGUACUCACAAGCUCUCAAGUCGGAUGCUAGUGAAGAAGUUCUUUCACCAGCUUACGAGCCUCCAACUUCAGGUUCGCACAUUGGAUCGCAUGGCCUGUUGGGCCUGAACAAUCUGAGCAGUCCAGGAUUAAACCUGCUCUCUUCAUCCCCUACACAUUCGAGUCACAUAGCAAGUCCCCAGCCCAGCAGAAUAUCCACCAUGCCGUCGCGAACUCCAGGACUACUGGUGAUAUCACCAAUGUCUGCGUCGCCAGGAAUUUCGCACCCACUCUUAUCGCAGCCCUCAAGUGUGGCCCAGCCUUCUAGCAGUGCUUCCUCUCGAAGUGCAGUUGCUGGAGCCCCAGCAAAGUCUACUUCUAGUUUGAACUUGCACAAUCUCCACUUUCUUAACAAGAAGAAGAAAUGA